AUGAGUUUUCCUAGUUUCGACACGCCAUUAUACUACGCUGCGCCACCACACAAUUACAUUGGCACCACGGUAUUCCUCUUAUACAUCAUUGUAGCACUAUACACGACGAUAGUUAUCACACUAUCGAUUUACGGCCAGUACACCACCUUACCAGACACAUACGCCAACCCAGGAAAUCCUGGACUCAAUGCUGCAAAGAAUGCGCGCAAGCGGCACAUCAAAAUCUAUGCAUUUCUCGCAUCAAUUAGCUUUGCGAUGCUGUCGUAUAACAUGCUGAUGUUCCUUGUCACGCAUUACCUGUCUUGGAGUGGGGAUCCGAGCCGGAGUGUUGGAAAUGUUACGAUUCCAGCCCUGAGGAGCUGGAUGCUGGAUUCCUCACUAUUCCAAGAGUUCGCGCAAGAUUUGGUGAAGAAUGCGCCCAGCGCGGUAUGGACGCAGAGCGCGAUUGUUGGAACAUGGUUCUGGAACAUUUGGAUGGCUCGAAAAGCACGUCAACGUACAAUUGAGACAUCCAUGAUGCGCACCUAUAUCUUACUCGGCCAAAUCUUACCCAUUUCACUCACGGCAAGUCUCUUCAUUAUCCAACUCCAUCUCAGAGCACCGGAGUUCAAGCACGGCAACGCACCGGCAGCAGCGCGGAGAAAGCCCGUCGCAUCACUCCAAAUUCCCAACAUUUUGCUCAAUAUCGCACUACUUGCACUGCCUGCACUGCGGGCAGACGCCACAUUUAGCCCCCUGGUCUUAUUUGAGCGAGUGGUACUGUUGUUACCGCACUCUGGUCUUUUGAGCUUACGAGAGUCGGAGAUUGCAAAAUGCAUUACCGUUUCUGGGGGGUUUUUGGUCGCAAAUGUAGUAAGGUUGAGCAAGGAACUAAGUAUUGCAAGUGUCUUGCUUACUCUACGAGUUGGUGGCUACGCAGUGAAGGCUUUGAGUUGGGAUGCGUUGCUUGGGGCUGUGGUUGCCACUCAAAUAUGCGGUGGAAACAACAACGCACCGGAAUACGAACAGGGCAAGCUGUACACUGGACGAAACCCUCGGAGUGCAAUCCCUUGA
Messenger RNA from Plenodomus lingam JN3, 1053 nucleotides. Lineage: Eukaryota; Fungi; Ascomycota; Dothideomycetes; Pleosporales; Leptosphaeriaceae. The record is from RefSeq and is a predicted model, not a curated record.